Messenger RNA from Anopheles moucheti, 948 nucleotides. RefSeq names its product 60S ribosomal protein L10. NCBI's taxonomy places the organism in Eukaryota, Metazoa, Arthropoda, Insecta, Diptera, Culicidae. The coding region runs from base 103 to 762 and encodes 219 amino acids. The record is from RefSeq and is a predicted model, not a curated record. Gene Ontology annotation, biological process: translation; ribosomal large subunit assembly. Gene Ontology annotation, cellular component: cytosolic large ribosomal subunit; ribosome. Gene Ontology annotation, molecular function: structural constituent of ribosome. The transcript is spliced from 4 exons.
CGGAUGUAGCGUGGUUGUCAUCGUUGGUACUGCUCUCUUGAAACUCUCUUUCCAGCACAAAGCUUCAAUUCGUUAACACGUCUCGGAGCGCUAAAGCUCAAGAUGGGGCGACGUCCAGCGAGAUGCUAUCGUUAUUGUAAAAACAAGCCGUACCCGAAGUCGCGUUUCUGUCGCGGUGUACCGGACGCGAAGAUCCGUAUAUUCGAUCUUGGCCGCAAGAAGGCGCCGGUGGAAGAUUUUCCGCUCUGUGUCCAUCUCGUGUCCGACGAGUACGAACAGUUGAGCUCGGAGGCGCUCGAGGCAGGUCGUAUUUGUUGCAACAAGUACCUGGUAAAGUUCUGCGGCAAGGACCAGUUCCACAUUCGCAUGCGUCUGCACCCGUUCCAUGUGAUUCGCAUCAACAAAAUGUUGUCCUGUGCCGGAGCUGAUAGGCUCCAGACAGGAAUGCGUGGUGCUUUCGGUAAACCACAGGGUACGGUUGCGCGCGUUCAUAUUGGUCAGCCGAUCAUGUCGGUGCGAUCCAGCGAUCGGUUCAAGGCGCAGGUGAUCGAAGCACUGCGUCGUGCCAAGUUCAAGUUCCCCGGUCGCCAGAAGAUCUUCGUGUCAAAGAAAUGGGGCUUCACCAAGUACGAUCGCGAUGAGUACCAGAAGCAUAACGAUGAAGGUCGCCUCGUCGCAGACGGAUGUGGCGUGCAGUUCCGCAACGAUCACGGACCACUGGCCAAAUGGGAACAGCAUCAACGCGACCGAUUUGCCGCCUAAAACGGAUCAACGGAAAGGGUGAUAAUGAAAUGUUGGGUUGGGAAAAAGUGAAUGUAUUGAUGUCUGUUACCUUUCAAUGGACGCUCCGCGCGGCGAACACGAACAUCGCGAAGUAUGAAAAGUUUUCCUUAUUGUAAGCAACUACUGGAUACAAUAUACAUGCUUCGGAGCGGGAGAAAACAACAA